Molecule: messenger RNA, 2171 nt
Organism: Pocillopora damicornis (cauliflower coral)
Lineage: Eukaryota; Metazoa; Cnidaria; Anthozoa; Scleractinia; Pocilloporidae
Product: sodium-coupled neutral amino acid transporter 7
Biological process (GO): amino acid transmembrane transport
Cellular component (GO): membrane
Molecular function (GO): L-amino acid transmembrane transporter activity
Source: RefSeq, a predicted model, not a curated record
CAGUUGGAUAGAGAAGACCAAAAAACUUUCAAAAGUUAAUAGAAAAAACCUAUGGCAUUAACAUACGGAUCCGUGGGUUAGAAAGUCCUGCGGGUCCUACCGAUUGGCGGGAAAAGGGCGCGGGAUUGAGGCACCGAAAUUCUCAAGGUCAAGAUCACGAGAUUUAAGGGUAUUCACUUUUCAUAAGGAGUCCUAAGAAUUCGUGAGCCCAAAGAAUAUGACCCACAGCCUCGAUUUGUCGGAACAACAAGCCCUUCUUGACAAAAGGAACCUACAAGGAAGUCGUUAUGAAAGCCCAUACUACAGUGGUAGUGAAGUAACUAUGCUUAAUCAGCCAGGUGCAACAAGUGAUUUAGACACUACCUCCAGUGCUGGUGUGUUUAAAUCUCGUUCAGUGAUCCAACGACCGGGUGAGAAUCAUUACGCGGAGGGUUUACCUAUUUGGAGAGCAGCUCUUUUGGUGGUAAAUUCAGCUCUUGGUGCUGGAAUUUUGAAUUUUCCCCAAGCAUAUGCGCAAUGUGGAGGCAUUACCACCGCUCUUACUGCUCAAAUGUCUUUAUUGGUGUUUAUUACUGGAGCAUUCCUGAUCCUAGCAUAUUGUGCCGAAAAUCAUGGCUCUCAGAAUUUUCAAGAGAUAAUCCGUGAAGUACUUGGUCCAGGGGCAUACAUUUUAACACAGAUAGUCAUUAUGUUAUACAUGUAUGGUUCUACUGUGGCAUAUAUGAUUUUGAUUGGUGAUCAACUGGAGAAAGUUGGAGAAGCUAUUGACUCUACUCCUGGCUGGUAUUUAAGUCGCGAAUUUCUCAUGUGUGCGAUGUGCAUUCUCUUUCUCUUACCACUGUGUCUUCCAAAAACUUUGAAAGUUCUUAGUUAUUCAAGUGCUCUUGGAACAGUUGGGGCGCUUUUUGUUUGCAUAGUAACUGCAAUAAAAUACUUUGAUGGGCAUCACAUUGAUAGUAAAGACUAUGAAGAGAUUGAGGAAUCUUGGAAUUGGACUCAGGCUUUUGCUGCUAUUCCAAUAAUUUGCUUUGGUUUUCAGUGUCAUGUCCCUUCAGUGGCUGUCUAUGCAGAACUAAAAAGAGCAAGUGUACCCAGAUUUGGCAUUGUUGUUGUCAUAGCAAUGGCAAUUUGUACUACAGCCUAUACCAUUACGGCAUCAUUUGGCUACUUAACAUUUGGCACAUCAGUUAAAAGUGAUGUUCUUUUAAGUUACCCUUCUAAUGACAUUUUGGUGAAUAUUUCAAGGGUAACAAUAUGCCUCAUAGUUUUAUCAACAGGGGCAUUUGUUGUUUUUUGUGGAAGGAGCUGUUUGGAGGGAUUGUAUUUGGCAGCCUUCAGAAUGCCUCCAACUCUUGCUGAAAUAUAUGAAAAACGGCGAAGAAUCAUACAAACAUUAGUGUGGUUUGGGUCAGCCCUUAUUAUUGCUGUUUAUGUGAAAGACAUACAAAAAGCAAUUGCACUUAUUGGGGGACUGGCUGCACUGUUCAUUUUCUUUUACCCAGGGAUCUGUCUUGUUCAAGAGAUGGUACAAUAUCCAGUUCUUACCAUGAAAAGGAAAUUAUUGAUUCUUCUGGGUCUCUGGUAUGUGGUUGUUGGAGUGUUCUUGUUUGCAGACUCUGAAGUAUUUGCCAUAAUGCAAGACAUAAAAGGAGGAAGUUUGUAUUGAUCAUUCUGUUUAUAAUGACAGACUCAGAUGUCAGUUUCCCAUGGCAUUAAAACAGUAGUGCUGCAAACAAUGAGAGGCGCAAAUGUUGGACAAACCACUAUGGUCUGCCAUGUCAAAGACUCAAAUCAAAAUUGUCGUCUAAUUCUUUUUUUCAAAAAUAAUAUUGUAUAUACUGUGAAACUCUGAAGUCUGUGAGCACUGAAAAUGUUUAUGGAAUGUAAUUGCAUUUAGGAAAACAAGCCAAUCAAAUACAAGAAAAUCUUGAUUGUACAUGAUAGCAUUAAUAUUUAUUAAUGUAUUGUAUGUAGUUUUGUUUGGAUUACUUACAUACCAUCCUGUGAUUGGUUGUAACUCAUAAAACAUUCCAGAGAUAUUUCAGGUAUCAUGGUAUUCUGAGUUUUAUAGUUAUGUUAUAAUUUAAUACAAAUGUAUUUGUCACAAUUGUGAUCUGAAUCAAAUUGUAUAACAUGAGGUCCAAUUACUAAUAAAAUUAGUAUGAAUUAAA